CGAAAUACUUCUCACUGUACGAAGUAUAUAGAAGUAUUUACACAUAAAUUUUUUAUCGUGCACGAAUUAAUGAGAAAACGCAUUUGUAACUUGAUUCAUUUUGCUAAAUCAAUUCCCUUUGAUCUUGAAUAAAUUCUCAUGGUAAACGCUGCUUCUUAAAACUCCAAUUUUUUAUGGUUUGGAUUACACGCUUAUUUAGACGUGACCACUGUGACAUAUGUAUAGUGAAUGAUUGAACAAAAGUAACCCGAAAUUCGUCAUAUGUCUAAGUGCAAUGUGAAAAAUGCCAAAUGAGUUAUCUAUUUUAUUUUACCGGAAAUACAUGUCUUGCUUCCGGUAGUUAGUCAUUUGCUGUCCAAACGUAUAAAUUUUCGGUGGUAUUUCUUGAUUGAUAGUUUGGUUAGAGAUUUCGAUCAUCAAUAUCCAAAGAGUGUAACGAGUUGAAAUCGAUUCAAAGGAAAUGGCCUCGGCUGCUAUAUCACCGACCGAAGAUGACGAGUUAACCCUACCGCGUGCAUCGAUCAAUAAAAUGAUUAAGGAGAUCUUACCACACGUUCGUGUGGCAAACGAAUCUCGAGAGUUGAUAUUGAACUGUUGUACGGAAUUUAUUCAUUUACUUUCCUCCGAAGCAAACGAGAUUUGUAAUCAGCAACAAAAAAAAACAAUAAAUGCUGAACAUGUCCUCCAAGCCCUCGAAAAGCUCGGAUUUGGAGAUUACAGCGCGGAGGCGGAAGCGGUUUUACGAGAUUGCAAGGCUGUCGCGGCCAAACGAAGACGUCAAAGUACAAGAUUAGAAAACUUGGGAAUUCCGGAGGAGGAACUUUUAAGACAACAACAAGAAUUAUUUGCAAAAGCAAGGGAAGAACAGGCAGUGGCCGAACAACAACAGUGGCAACAAUUACAGGCAGUCGCACAAAUGGCUUCGAUGCAACAGGCUGACAGUGAGCAAGAGGAUUAUUCGUAAAUGUUCGGAGGUCGGGCGUCACCUCGGUGCACCGACUUCGAAAAGGUGCUGAUUCAAUUGCAGUGGAUAAAGAAAUAUUUUUUUGUUUCAGUAAAUCCAGAACAAUUGCAAUAUCUCACUUUAUUUCUUUCGAUUUCAUACACACUAUUAUUUAUGUUUGUACAUUAUUUCUAAAAUAGGAAAUGAUCGUUUUCCUAUCUUUAUUCUGUGAUGUGUUCUUGCACUAUAAAUCCAAUAAAAAUGACGAAAUAUAAUU
Messenger RNA from Colletes gigas, 1220 nucleotides. RefSeq names its product protein Dr1 (gene NC2beta). NCBI's taxonomy places the organism in Eukaryota, Metazoa, Arthropoda, Insecta, Hymenoptera, Colletidae. Gene Ontology annotation, biological process: chromatin remodeling; positive regulation of transcription by RNA polymerase II; negative regulation of transcription by RNA polymerase II. Gene Ontology annotation, molecular function: general transcription initiation factor activity; TBP-class protein binding; core promoter sequence-specific DNA binding. The record is from RefSeq and is a predicted model, not a curated record. The coding region runs from base 461 to 964 and encodes 167 amino acids. The transcript is spliced from 2 exons. Gene Ontology annotation, cellular component: negative cofactor 2 complex.